AUGAAAAUGCGAUCGCAGUGGUCAACGGGUUUAAUGCAUUCUGCAAGAAAUCUCCUCAUGGUGUUUCUGCUCAAAUUGCUGGAGGGAGCUACUGUAAUCUGCGACCCUGUGCAGCGCUGCAUUGAACGAUGGAUGCGUGUAAUAAAGAGAUGGUUGAUAGCGUUAUGGACAGCUCGGAGGAAUGUGUGAACAGUGAUGAAGAACAAGACAAGACCAAAGAAUGGGAUGAUUUAUCUGACAAGGAGAGUGUGGCUUCUAGCGACUCUCCAGUAGAGGAGGUGUCCAUCGAUGAUCUAGAAACUCUUCUGGAUGAGUUUACAGAUGGCUCUGAUAAUGAUGACUGGUAUCCAGAGGUCACUCCACAAAAGAGGAAGAGACCCGGACUGUCUUCUGUAUCGCCAUCUCCAGCAAAGUCUCGCCGAUCUGGAUCACCUGCCUCUGUGCAAAGUGGCAAAAGCAAAGGUAGGAAAAGCAGUGUGAGUCGAUCCCUACCUUUUUCCUUGAGCAUCUUAGAACAGAAGUGGAAAAGUGCAGAUGAGCCUGAUGUUGAGCCGACACAGCCAACAUUCAGACCUAAACAAAAACCUGGCCCACGGCUGGUCUCCACUGCAUCAUGCAGUCCUCUGCAGUAUUUUGAGUUGUUCUUUUCAAAAACAGUCCUGCGGACAAUUUUAGCAAACUCAAAUGCAUACGGGGCCAUGCGCCAGGAAGGCACGAAGAAGCCAUGGGAGGACAUUUCAAUUAAAGAUCUGAAGUCGUUCAUAGCACUGGUGAUUUACAUGGGUUUGCUGAAAUGCUUCAAACUGACAGAUUAUUGGAGGAAGUCUCAGAUAUAUAAUCUUCCCUAUCCGUCUCAAAUCAUGUCUGGCAGAAAGUUUAUGACCAUCAGUAAAGCUCUUCAUCUUAGUGAUCCCAAAGUGGAUGCAGAGAAUGACAAGAAGAGGGGAACACCUGAAUACGACCGCCUGUGUAAGAUCAAACCGCUGUACCAGGACAUGAGGGACGCCUGCAGAGCCUCUUUCCAUCCCUCUCAGAACAUCUCCAUUGAUGAACGAAUGGUGGCAUCGAAGGCUAGAAAUGGACUCAAACAGUACAUGAAGAACAAACCUACAAAAUGGGGGUACAAACUUUUUGUACUGGCAGAUUCCCGCUGUGGCUACACAUGGGACUUCUUCAUUUAUGAAGGAAAGAUCAAUUCAGAGGAGAGCAAAGGCAUUAGUUAUGAUUCUGUCAUGAUUCUGGCAAAUGAGAAGUUGUUGGGAAGCGGCUACAAGCUGUUUGUUGACAACUUUUACACCAGUCCCAAGCUCUUCAGAGACCUGCUGCAUAAAAAGAUCUGGGCUUGUGGCACCGUUCGCGCAAACCGCAUUGGCCACUUAAAGACACAGGCUCCUCGUGGCAAUAUUCGCUGGUUUAGGGAAGACGAUCUGCUGUUUGUUGAGUGGAAGGACAGGAGAGACGUGCUGAUGUGCUCCACCUUUCAUAAAGCCUUUAAUGGGGACUCCAUUAAGAGGAAUGUGAAAGGAGCCGAUGGAGUUUGGGCCAUUCAGGAUUUCCCCGUUCCAGCCGCAGUGCUGGAUUACAACAAGCACAUGGGAGGAGUGGAUCUGUCUGACGCACUCAUUUCAUUUUACACAGUUUUACAUAAAACAAGAAGGUGGUAUCGGUCCUUUUUUUACCACUUUGUGGACAUCGCUGUAGUCAAUGCCUUCAUUUUGCACCAGCAGAUGGCCAAGAUGAAUAACCAGAAGCCUCUGACUCAGAAAGCCUUUCGGGAGGCACUUGUUGCAGAGCUUGGAGGAACAGGACCUGCAUCCGCCCCCGCACAAAUACGCCCCACUCUUUCCCCUUACUCCCAUUUGCCCAAGUACAUCAGUGGGGAUAGCAGCAUUGGAAGGCGAAAAUGCAAAAUGUGCAGCUACAAAACUCCAGUCAUGUGUGUGACUUGUGAUGUGCCGCUGUGCUUCGUUCCCAAGCGUGACUGUUUCACCAGCUGGCAUUACCCAGAUGACAGCAGUGAGAACGAGGCAGAGUGAAGGCCUAAGUCCUGGGAUUUUGAGUCUAGUGUGCACUAGGAUCACUAUCCGAAACGCAUAGAUGAGAGCAAAAUCAAACACCUGAAAAACAAUACUCAGAACUGGAGAAUGAAUGUAGCAUAGUAAUGUACGGUGGCCCAGUGGUGCACAACACAACAAAAUUAAAAACGCAAACAAAAGCUCACAACACAACGAAGUUUAAAAAGCAAACAUAAGCUCACAACGAAAUAAAAAGCAAACAUAAGCUCACAACACAACAAUGUUAAAAAAGCAAACAUUCACACAACAAAAUUUAAAAAUCAAACAUAAGCUCACAACUCAACGAAAUUAAAAAAGCAAACAUAAGCUCAAACCACAAAGAAAUAAAAAAAACAAAAAAAAAUGAGCUCACAACACAACGGCAUUAAAAAAGCAGACAUAUGCUCACAACACAGCAAAAUUAAAAAAGCAAACAUAAGCUCACAAUACAACGAAAUAAAAAACAAAAACAAACAAGCUCACAACACAACAAAAUUAAGCCACAACACAACGGAAAUGCUCCGGACCACUAGGGGGCAGUUGGUUCGCAGAAACGGGCAACUGUGCACAAGAGCAGAGCUAAACUGUUCUAAUCGAAAAUAAUAUUGAUUUAUUUUCUGCUCAGUUCAUGAAUCGAUACAUUAAGAUUACCAGGAUAUCAAAACAUAGACGUAGUGUCUGUGACGUCACCCAUAGGUUUCUGAAGAGCGUUUUUGAAGCUCAAAGUGGGCGGAGCCGGCCGUCGCCAUCUUGGCAGCGUGUCACCGCACAUCAAUCCCAGAUAAUCGAAAAUGG
Cyprinus carpio (common carp) is the source of this 2849-nucleotide messenger RNA. RefSeq names its product piggyBac transposable element-derived protein 4-like. The record is from RefSeq and is a predicted model, not a curated record. Bases 129 to 2036 code for a protein of 635 amino acids. The transcript is spliced from 3 exons. NCBI's taxonomy places the organism in Eukaryota, Metazoa, Chordata, Actinopteri, Cypriniformes, Cyprinidae.